AAACAUGGAUUGUUCUGCUCCACUUUGACACAACCUGCAGCACAGGCAGCUGCUCCAGUCUCUCACCAGUCCUCUGUCAGCGGCACACCCAACGAGAUGCAGCAACAACCGUGGUGACCAGCAGCCGCUCAACAAGUCCCAGCACUCGACAGCUGACGCAUCUCGGCCUCUUGCGUCACAGUUCCGCCGCUUUACCGUCCGCACGGGGCCUCGGGCUGUUUAAUGUUGAGGUUUCACACCGAGGUUUGAAGCUGUGGAAGAUCCCUGACAGGGUUCCAGUUCGCAGCUGUAGCCUGGAUGUGAGAUCCAGCCUCGGUGUGCGAUGAGAGGACCGGCGCUCCCUCUGGGUCUGCUGCUCUGCCUCCUAGGAGCAGCUGUUCUCGGGACUCGUGGUGAUGUCACAGCCCCCUCCACCCUGACCGCAGAGGCCGGCCGCCCCCUCCUGCUCGGCUGCAACAUCACCACGGCGACCGGCAACAGCGUCAAGCAGGUCCGAUGGCUCAACGGGCACGGCAAGGUCCUCCUGGCCUACCAGCCACUUGUGCCAGUGAGCAUCAGCCACCAGGAUCCCAGCGUGCAGCUCGCCGGGCACCCCGACCACGCCAGCUCCAUCACCAUCACCAGGGUGAGGUCCGAUGACGAGGGAUGCUACCGCUGCGUCUUUGACGUUUACCCCAAGGGUUCGGAAGAGGGCCGGACGUGCGUCAAAGUCACUGGUAAAGUGCGGCAGGCGGGCAACAAGACGGCCACGAGCGGAGCCGCCGUCACCCUCUCCUGCCGGUACAGCCUCUUCGAGAGGGUGCACCAGGUUCUGUGGAGGAAGACGGCCGAGCAGGGCGACACCAGCGCCGUGGCCGCCUACAACAAGCACGGCCACCACAGCGUGGAGGAGCAGUUCAAGGGUCGGGUCAGCCUGAGCCGAACCCUGGACGACACCCAGCUGACCAUCCAGCCGGUCAGGACGGAGGACGAGGCCUGCUACACCUGCGAGUUCCACACGUUCCCGGACGGCAGCAGAAGCGCCACGGCCUGCCUCUCUGUUUACGUUUUACCCAAACCAGAGGUGACCAGGGUGACCUCGCCAUCAGGGGUCACCGAGGCCAACUGCACCGCCCAGUCCCGCCCACCAGCAGAUAUUAAGUGGGACAUCGGAGGGGACAACCGGACAAUUGGACCGCCCGUUUUGUCCGUCUUCGACCAGGGGGACGGCACGACCAUAGUGACCAGCACGCUUCUCUUCCAGUCGGGGGGGCUCAGUGAGAGCUCCGUCGAGUGCAUCGUGCACCACCCGGGUCUGGACACGCCCCUGACGGUGCCCCUCACCACAAAGGUGAGUCCGGUGGUGGUGAUCCUGCUCUCGGUGUGCGGCGUGGCGGCCGUCCUCCUCCUCUGCUUGUGUGUGUGUCUCUGCAAGUGCCUGAUCUGCACAGACGACUGAUUUGGGCCGCUGCUUUGAUGAGGGUCCAGCAGAGCUCUGAGUCUGACCCAUCUGCUCAGCACCGUGAGGACGGGAGCCGAGCUUUCCACGGAGCCGGGGCCGACGCUGCUGACUCACUGCCAGUCACAAAGUAAACAGAACUAAAACCACCUUAUUUAACACUAGAUUUUACACUUAAAGCCUUAAAUGUCGAUGUAAUCACUGUGAUCAGAGAAGAGUUAGUCCAUGUGUCUUGUGCCAUCACGUUGGGCUCAGAUGAAGCUUGGUAACCUUGAAAAGAAGAUUUGUUUUAGUGUUGAAUAGAGUGAUAUGUUAUAUAUUUUUUUACAUAUAGAUUGUGUAUAUAUAGCUUUUUGAUUUGCUUCUGCUCUUUGUUUGAAGUAUUAUGACUGAAAUAGGAAUAUAUUCUAAAUACUCUGUGGGACCGUUGAUAUUGUGGUGACUCAUAUCUCCUUCAAUAUAAAAGUUUAUUAAACUGUAAAAAGAUUUAAAAGAUAUAAGCAAGCAACUGAUUUUAAUAUUUUUCAGUCCAGGUCGAGCUGUUUGAAUAGUCACGUUUAUUUAUAUAGCAAGUUUAAAAAGAACAAUACAAAAUAAAAAAUAAUGUAAAAACAGAGAAUAAAUAAAAAACAGCAUUAAAACAUUAAACAUCUUGCAAGUUAAAGGAAGUAAAAACAAACCAGUGGAGCUGCGGUUAAAAUCAGUGUGUGUGUGUGUGUGUGUGUG
Molecule: messenger RNA, 2164 nt
Organism: Limanda limanda (common dab)
Lineage: Eukaryota; Metazoa; Chordata; Actinopteri; Pleuronectiformes; Pleuronectidae
Exons: 7
Coding region: 323-1438 (371 amino acids)
Molecular function (GO): cell-cell adhesion mediator activity
Source: RefSeq, a predicted model, not a curated record